ACCAAUCAGGUAAAGACAUCCAGGAAACCGGCGUUUCAUAAGAGGUUGCGAGAUGUCAUGUUUCAUAAACAAAACAGAGAACAACUGUUAACUGUCAGGGAGCUUGCAGAAGAGUCUCGGCGGAUGAGAGCAAAUCUGUCUACAUUUGCUUUGAUGAAGACGUACGUCCUCAGUAUAUCUGCGCUGUCCCUCACAUCGUCGACGACACUAUGAAGCGACUGUACUUCAUCGAGCCCGUCGUCGCGAUUUACGCGUUUGCCAGUUUUAUGCUUUAUCCUCUCAUCCAGCAGUAUGUGUAUCGCAGACUGUGGCUGGAGAUCACAAACUCGACCUAUCCAGUGUCCGAAAACACUUCUCAAUGUGCCGCCAACAGCAGCAACCACACCAGCCGACAAGAGGAGGUGCAGAAAGCAGCUUCUCUGUUCUCCAUGUACACUGAUUUAUCCUCCAUGAUCCCCAGCCUCAUCGUGACCCUCCUCCUGGUGUCCUACAGCGAUCAGCGUGGCCGAAAGAUCACCAUUAUCAUGCCUCUCAUUGGCACUCUGAUCUACACGCUUUCAUUCCUCACCGUCUCGUUCUUCCAGCUCAACCUUUACCUCCUUAUUGUUGCCUCAUUCGUAAGUGCCCUCUUUGGGGGCAUCGGCACCAUGUUAGGUGGCUGCUUCUCCUAUGUGGCUGAUUUGUGUGAAGAUGGCAAACAAAAAACCCUUCGGAUGGCUGUAGUCGACAUGAUGAUUGGCAUGCUGGCAGGUGUAGCUUCAAUCUCCACUGGCUACUUCUUACACGCAGCCGGGUUCAACUGGCCGUUUUUUACCUCUGCCAUAUUUCAGGUCGUUAAUUUACUAUACGCCAUCUUUAUUCUGGAAGAAACUAGAGUCAUUGAUAGAUCGGAGACCUUGGCUUGUUGUCAGGCCUUGCGGAAUCUGGCAUGCAGCAUCUACAGCUUGUUUGCUGGAGGAAGUAGACGAAGAACAUGGGUUCUUGUGCUGUUGAUUAUCACCUUUUCCUCCUUGUCUUUUGUCAAUACUGGAGGUUUGUCCAUAUUCACGCUUUAUGAGCUCAAUGAGCCGCUGUGUUGGACUGAGAUUCUUGUCGGAUAUGGCUCUGCUGCCAGCACAUCUAUUUUUAUUACAAGUUUUGUUGGCGUGUUUUUGUUUUCUCUCUGCCUGCCUAACAUCGCCAUCGCCUUCAUUGGGAUGCUUUCAGUCGCUGUUAGCAUGUUGAUGACCGGCUUCGCCAAGACCACGCUCACAAUGUUCCUCGUGAGAAUUCCUGCUAUGUUUGCCAUCAUGCCAUUCCCUGUCCUGCGUUCGAUGAUGUCAAAGGUCGUCUCAAAGUCUGAACAGGGAGCGCUGUUCGCCUGUGUGGCCUUCACAGAAACGCUGAGCACCAAUGGGUCUGCUGCCAGUUUUAGCAGGAUCUAUGCAGCCACUGUGGCUUGGUGUCCAGGUUUUGUCUUCCUACUGGGUGCCGGACUCUGUCUCAUUCCCAUGAGUUUACUGGGAAUCCUUAAGUGUGUCCAUCCAUUGGAUCCUAAUGACACUCAAGCACUCUUAUCUGAAGAUGGGACUGAAGCAUCAGAUGACCCACCUGUAGCGUAAAAUCAAAGGGAGUACAAGUACCUUCAUCGUUUCUCUGUGUGUUCUUUCCUCAUACCAGGAUAAACUCAGAGCUGAAAACAACUGUGGGUACUCUGUUCAAGCCAAUUUCAACUAUUUGUAGUAUUUUUCAGUCACUGAAAUAUGUUUUUGCUGAAGCUUGUGCUAAUUGUGGUUGUAGAGUGAACCACAACAGAAGGGAAUA
Molecule: messenger RNA, 1803 nt
Organism: Danio rerio (zebrafish)
Lineage: Eukaryota; Metazoa; Chordata; Actinopteri; Cypriniformes; Danionidae
Source: RefSeq, a predicted model, not a curated record